AGCCACUCAGGAAGACCCUGUGCAUCUGCUUUGUUUGCAUCUUCUCACCAGCUCACCAGCCUUCAACAAAAUGGGUCUACAGAAGUUUUAUUUGGACAAACUGGCCCGCUUCUUUCAGAUCCGUAACCUGCUGCUGCGCCAGGCCCUGGCAGAGUGCCUUGGCACUCUCAUCCUUGUGAUGUUUGGCUGCGGCGCUGUGGCCCAAAGUGUGCUGAGCGGUGGUACCCACGGCAGGUUCCUCUCUGUCAACUUUGCCUUUGGCUUUGCUGCCAUGUUAGGCAUUCUGAUCUGCGGCCAAGUAUCAGGUGGACAUUUGAAUCCUGCAGUGACAUUUUCACUUUGCCUGCUUGGAAGAGAGCGCUGGAGAAAGUUCCCCAUGUAUUUCCUCUUUCAGACAAUCGGAGCUUUUUUUGGUGCUUCCAUUAUCUUUGCCAUGUACUACGAUGCCCUGUGGGACUUUCCAGGAUGUUUCAAUCUCACUGACGAUUCUUCCACUGCUGGCAUUUUUGCCACCUAUCCCGCAAAUCACCUCUCAAUUGUGAAUGGAUUCUUUGAUCAGAUUAUUGGCACGGCAGCCCUCAUUGUUUGCAUUCUGGCGAUUGUGGACCCGUACAACAACCCAAUCCCCCAGGGCUUGGAGGCCUUCACUGUGGGAUUUGUGGUUCUUGUCAUUGGACAGUCAAUGGGCUUCAAUUCUGGUUACGCUGUCAAUCCUGCCAGAGAUCUCGGACCACGUCUUUUCUCUGCUAUCGCUGGCUGGGGAACUGCAGUUUUCACGUUUAAAAACGGCUGGUUUCUGGUGCCGACUUUCUCCCCAUUCAUUGGUGCCAUUAUUGGCACGAUGAUUUAUCAGCUAAUGGUUGGCUUCCAUGUGGAGGGAGAAGUGCGUGACCGGAAAGAGAACAAAAACAAAGAGGAAAAUCUGCAACUCAACAUCAACUCCAACCCCAAAUCUAAUUAUAACGACAAAGAGGCUAAUUGCUAAAGCUAGGUUCAGAAGGACUUGUCCUGAAUGUUAGACACAUGCAGCAAGUGGCUCCGAAAUCUACACACGUAAAUACCGAUAUAGCACAGCUGUAUUAUUCCUGCCACUUAUAUGUAAUAUGUUAAGAAACAGUCCUAAUAACACAUUUUCUUUACAUUGUUGUGUAGCUGUAUUAUAUUGUAGAGGAAUUUCUGUGUACAGUAUGAGUAGAGACACUAUUUCUAAAGGAUUUCAAGGAUUAUUUCACUUCAGAGAUGUUAAUCUGAAUGAACGUGUCUUAUCAUCUUUUAGCAGUAUUUUAUACUAUGACAUUGCUUUUCUUGCAAUUUUUUUUAUAUUUUUUGUCUGUCAAGUAAGUUUUCUAGUAAAGAGUCUUUAUAUGGAAAUUUGAGAUUUUGUUGUCUUUUAUUUUUUUGUCCUGGUCAUUUUAACAGAUAAAUUCAAGGUAACAUUUAGCAAAAUGCCAACUAAUGAAAGUAUGUAUUUGGAAGAACAUUACAAAAAUAAAAAAACAACCCAUAAACUGCAUCUAGUUAAUAAACAAAUCAUUUCUGUGUACAGUAAUGAUUACUGUAAACAAUCAUUACAGUUAACUAACAGCCAUGUUUGUUAACUGUGUUAAGCUGAGCAGACAGCAGGUUUCCGGUUACAUUCUAAGAUUAAUCACUGUUCUUUUUAAACAACUAUUUUCAGCUGUUGUUCACGCAAGUCCAGUCCACCAAAAAACUUUUACAAAAAAUCCCACAUGUCCUUUUCUUUUUGAGACAAAUACAUAUUUUUGAAAAAUGUUUACCCAGAUAAAACUGUCCCUUUUAAAGAAUUUUUGGUGCUUAUAGGGAAAUUAUUAAAUAUUAUCAUAGUGUUUGUAUAAAUGGCAUUGAGCUUUUGUUUUGCUUUUUUACUGGGGUUUUUGUUAUUGUUGUUCUUACAGCGGUUGAUGUUUUUGCAUAUUGUGCAACUGCACGCAUAUUGGGUGUAAAACUAAAAUGUUUCUGGUUUGUGUUUUGUGCAAAGGCUGGGAGGAAAUGCUUUGAUUCCAAAAUAAUGAAGUUCUGUUUUCAUGCUGUAGCCUGAAAGUAGCUUGCAUUACUCUCUUGCUUUUAUCAGGUGGUGUCUGUAAUCAGAUUACAUCCGAUAAAAUAAAAAGAACAACUUUAAAAAG
Messenger RNA from Xiphophorus maculatus (southern platyfish), 2147 nucleotides. RefSeq names its product aquaporin-3. Gene Ontology annotation, cellular component: plasma membrane; basolateral plasma membrane. Gene Ontology annotation, biological process: water transport; glycerol transmembrane transport. The coding region runs from base 71 to 985 and encodes 304 amino acids. The record is from RefSeq and is a predicted model, not a curated record. NCBI's taxonomy places the organism in Eukaryota, Metazoa, Chordata, Actinopteri, Cyprinodontiformes, Poeciliidae. Gene Ontology annotation, molecular function: water channel activity; urea transmembrane transporter activity; glycerol channel activity. The transcript has 6 exons.